GCCGAACGCAGAGCCCGUGCUCUCGCAGCAGCCAGGGAGGCAGCAAAUGCCGCAGCUAGGGAACAGGCUACAGCAGCAGCCAGAGCAACAGCAAUGGCUACCCCAGCAGCAUCCUCUGCUGCAUCCUCGUCUGGGACUCAGUUGGGAAUGCCUUAUGGGCCCACGGGUACUUCCGGGUCUGUAGGUUCUAGUCAGUCCACAAGUCAAAUGGCGGGCUCGCAAUUCAGUCCGUUGACCCCAUGCGGCAGGGAGCUCCUAGAGCUCCAACAAGUCGAAAGGAUCCGCGCUCGGUUAGCGAGGGAAUUGAAGCAAGCUACCGACAGAGAAAAGGAGAUCAAAAAUAGAACAUCCAGGCUUGAUACGUUAGAGGCAGACAAAGCUGCAUUAGAGGGUUUGGAUGAGUCAGCCAUGUCUGACCAAAUGAAAGUAUUGAAGAAUAGUGUACUGUCGCUGCAUGCACAUGUGGACAGCAGACUGGACUUCAUGCAUAACUCUUUGGACCAGAUCUUGGACCUUUUACAAAGGCCAGGAUUUAGGCCAGCAGCACAGUCGCCGUUGCCGUUAACGACGAUGUCAGGCCCCUUUCCGGUACAAGCUGGCACACAACCAAGUGAAGAUUUAGAACGUGAGUGGUCAAGCAAGGACCCUCGCGAAUCUUGGGUGGCACUAAGAAGAGGUCCUAGAGGGGAACAUUUCAUUGUGGAAGUUGUUGUAGGAGACCGCAAAUGUGGUGCCUUCAUAGACAUCGGCUCCACACGGAAUUACAUAAGUCGCGACUGCUUGGAAAGGCUGCACCUACAGGACCGGGUACAACACCUUAGUAGACCAGUAGCAUCUACUUUGGCCAAUAAGGAGUGCAUGGUUGUCACAGACUAUAUCAAGGAUGUAGUUUGUACCUUCUCCUAUGGAGGAGGGGAACUUGAUCAUAAGAUUUCGUUCCUGGUUAGCGACGACUUACCAUUUGACAUGUUGUUAGGAAUGUACUACCUUGAGGUUGCCAAGUCCCAAUUUGACUGGGACAAGAACGUGCUAAAGCAUAAGCUGCCUGAUGGAAGAAUAGUGAGACUGACUAAGUUCAAAGCCAGUAGUAUAAUCGAUACCUAUGGCUGCUUGUGUGCAUCAGCGUUCUAUAACUAUUAUAAACAAAACCAAGAUGAGGGUAUGCACCUAGUGUAUGUCUCUGAGAAAGGGGAGGCCGUUAAAACACCCCCAGAGAUAGAACACGUCGUUGCUAAGUUCCCUGAUCUGUUUGAGGAGCCUACAAGAGUCGUAGAGAGAAAAGGGAUGGAUCCGGCCGAGUACUUCCCCUUCGGAUCUCCAGUGCUAUUUGUAUCGAAGAAGGGGGGUACAUUGAGGAUGUGCAUUGAUUACAGAGGCCUCAAUGCCAUCACAGUGAAAAAUGCAGAGCCUCUACCUCGCAUAGACGACCUAUUGGAUAGGGUGCAGGGAUGCAAGUACUAUAGCAAGAUAGACUUAAAAUCCGGCUACCAUCAGAUCGCAAUAAGACCUGAGGAUCAACACAAGACUGCUUUUCAGACCAGAUACGGUCUGUAUGAGUUUGUAGUGAUGCCUUUAGGCCUUUGCAAUGCUCCGAGUACAUUCCAGCAUGCCAUGAAUAGGAUCAUCCAUGACCACUUACAUAAGUUUGUCGUCGUCUACCUUGACGAUAUUCUUAUCUUUAGUAAGUCUGUCGAGGAGCAUGCACAGCACGUUGAGACUGUACUUGCACUCCUGCGACAACACAAGUAUAAGGUCAACCUAGAGAAAUGUGAGUUUGGACGCACUAAGAUCUUAUACUUGGGUCACAAAGUAUCCGCGGAAAGUAUUAGGCCGGAAGAUGCGAAGGUGGCUAGUAUCAGGGACUGGCCACGACCUCAGACGGUUACUGAGGUCAGAUCUUUCUUAGGAAUGUGCGGCUACUAUAGAAACUUUGUAAAGAACUAUUCUACAGUCGCCUCUCCUUUGACUGAUCUAACUCGACUUGACACGUCGUGGGACUGGAGUGAUGAGUGUGAGGCUGCUUUCAAACGAUUGAAGCAUGUACUCAUGAAUCAUGAGGUUUUCAUGGUGCUCGAUCCUCAGAAGCCUUUCAUAGUAACCACUGACGCAAGCCAAUACGACAUUGGCGCAGUGCUGGCUCAGCAGGAUGGGAAGAAGUUGAGACCGAUUGAGUAUAUGAGCAAAAAGAUGCCAUCUAAGAAACUGGCAAAGUCCACCUAUGAAAGGGAACUCUAUGCUCUCUACAAAGCACUUGUCCAUUGGAGGCACUUUCUGCUGGGACGGUUUUUCUAUUUGAGAACUGGCCAUCAGACCCUUAAAUGGAUCAAGACUCAACUAGCUCUUUCUGAUGCACUCAAGCACUGGAUUGAGGUCAUAGAUCAGUAUGACUUCAAGCUAGAGUAUCUGAAGGGAGAGUACAACAAGGUUGCAGAUGCGCUAUCACGUAGGGCAGACUACCUAGGGGCGCUAGUUUCUGAGUUUGGUGUAUCUGAAGAACUAACUCAAUCGCUGGUGGGAGCCUAUCAGGAAGACCCUGUCGCGAUGGACAUCAUACGCAAACUUCAGGCAAAAGAAAAGGCCACAGAAGAUGAGUUUGUGAUGGUGGACGGGCUUCUCUUUCUUGAUAAGGCCGGAUUUAAAAGGUUAGUUGUUCCAUCUAGUGAACGUUUGCGUAGUUUAUUCUUAGGAGAAUGUCAUGAUGCAACCGGACACUUAGGCUACAAAAAGACGAGUGCCAAUCUAGUACAACGAUUUUGGUGGCCCGGAAUGCUAGAAGAUGCAAAGAAGUAUGUGGAGACCAGUCAGGUCUGUCAGCAGGACAAAUCACGAACUCAAGCACCGCUUGGGUUGUUGAAGCCCUUACCUAUCCCCGCUGUUCCGGGACAGAGUGUUUCCAUGGACUUCAUGGACACCCUGGUGACCAGUAGGAAUGGCAAGAGGCACAUCUUUGUCAUCAUAGACCGAUUCACCAAGUACGCUAUACUAAUUGCCAUGACAGAGACCGCAAGGACUGAACACGUCAUCAAGUUGUUUUUGGACAGGGUGCGUGAUUUUGGACUACCAAAGUCAAUCGUUAGUGACAGACAUGUCCGCUUCACAAGUGAGUUGUGGAAGAAGACUGUUGAACAGAUGGGCAGUCAACUUCAGAUGACUUCAGGGAAUCAUCCCGAAGCCAACGGACAGGCCGAGCAGAUGAACAGAGUUGUACAACACCUGCUGGGGCAUUACAUCAAGCCCAGCCAGGAUGACUGGGAUGAGAAGUUGCCUCUCAUCGCCAGCUUGUACAACAACGUUGUACACAAUAGUACCGGCGUUAGUCCUAACCAGCUGCACUUGGGAUGGAAGCCUAGAUCAGCUCUAGACUUCCUCCUACCUGAAAACCGAUCCUCUGCAACUCCGGGCACACUUGAGUAUGGUGUGCAGUAUGAGAAGUUGCUACAACAAGCUGUCGAGCACAUCAGGAAAGCUCAACAAGCAAUGAUUGCUUCUGAGAACAAACAUCGUCGACAGUCCUCAUUUCAGGUAGGGGAACGUGUCUGGGUCAAGGCUAGUGAGUUAGGACAGGAAUUCAGUAUCUCUCGAAAACUAAUGCCUCAGUAUUUUGGUCCCUGGGAAGUUCUGGACAUCGUUGGGGAUGAGAUGGAUGGUCCUACAUAUGUUAUCCGUAUCCCUGGUCAUCUGCACACUCACCCUGUCUUUCAUGCCUCAAAGCUUGCACCUUUCGCUGAGACAGAUCAAUUCCCUUCAAGAAGAUCGAUGCUGCCCCCAACCAUGGAUGGCCAAGUGGACAUCAACGACUUUGUGGGUCACAGAGACUUGCCUGUUCCAAAGCCGUUGGGUCGAGGAAGACCUCUCAAACCUAAGAGAGAAUAUCGCGUAAGAUUCAGGCAUCAUAUGGAUCCAAAAGAAGAUCGGUGGUUCACCAGAGAGGAACUGAUUGCCACCGCUCCUCAAGUGGUGGCAGAAUAUGAGAGAAUGUUAAAAGGGAAGGCACCUGCGAAGUAAGCAUCUCAGCGGACUUUCGAAGCUAAGGGGGAUGAAUGUGAGGAUUGAGCCCUCAAAGGGGCCUUGCCGUGAUGUACAUGUUAUGGGCCAAGGCCCCCAGCAAGCAUCGUGCCCGCCCUAAGUGAAGGCGGGCCAGCAAAUCAACGAGAGCCCUCUGU
Messenger RNA from Chara braunii, 4163 nucleotides. The record is from the annotation of a GenBank genome assembly. Lineage: Eukaryota; Viridiplantae; Streptophyta; Charophyceae; Charales; Characeae.